AUGUCUGCAUCUAGUAGUACAAAGCAUGGGGCUGUAAACACCCCUAAGAAGCUGCGUGCUGCUACCCAGUCCUUCAAGGCUAUGAUGGGCAAGAUUGAACCUGAGGAGGUAUUUGACAGUGGAGAUGACUAUGUCCCAAGGCCAAAGCAGAAGCCACAGCCAGCUAAGCGUGGACCUCCCAAGCAUCCAUCUGCAAGGGCCAAGGCCAGCGCUGCUGAAGUCCGCCGCUUCAUUGAUGAUGAAGCUCGGGAGGCCAGAGGGAUUGAGGGCACUGACAAUUAUCAAGACCAUUAUGAUGAAGAUAUUGUUGAGCUUUCUGAUGAAGAGGAUGACCAGCAGGAGAUAGCAGAUGUGGCUACAAUUGUGUCGAGUGAUGAUGAGCCUGUUGUAUCUACCAAAGGCCAUGCCUCUACCUCAAGACUGAGAAGACGUCGCUCCAUCCUUGAAAUGUCCAGGUCAAGCCCUGACUGGGACACUGACCUUGUGGGUUCAACCCCAGAUAGUCCCAUCAAAAGGGCAAACCUGACAGGUCCGCCAGACAGUCCAGCAACACCAUCCCCAAGUAAAGAUAAAGUGAGAGCCAAGCGCAUUGAGCGACCAAGUCCUGUUGCAGAUGAAGAAGAGUCCCUGAAAGCAUCACCAACCAAGAAGUCACGUACAACGGUCAAUAAAGGCAAAGGCAAGGCAAAGGCGGUAGUCCUUUCCGAUGCAGAGGAUAAUCCAUUCAUUGCUGGAACAAGUAACAAGGAGGCUGUGUUCAUUGGGGGCAAACAACUUGACACUGUCAUUGAGAUACCAGAAACCCUCAAGCGUGGGAAGCAACCAUCUGGAAAGGACAGAGAUGAUGCUGCUGGUGUUCCUGGUGCAGUCUACAUGAUGCCCAAGCUUGAGCUCUUUCCCCCUACAGGCAAUGAGCACUGCAAGCAAUUGGACAAGGACAGUGUUGAGGGAUGGCUUGAGAACACAUAUGCAGAUAUGUGGCCUAUGCGUAAACAUGAUGUUCCUGAGCAUGCGUUUGUUGAGACAAAUCCUGUCAUCAAUGCAUUCCAGGAACAUGGCAUUUAUAUCCACAGACAGAACUUCAAGCGCACUAUCCAGUGGUCCUUCACUGGCAACUGGCUUGUCAACCCUGCCUGUGCAAGCCCUAAGAACUUCUCUGCUAGCCUACCUGGCUACACUCGCCCAGUCAUCACCUUCAAUGGCAAUCCUAUCAUCAACUUCACCCUGGGUCUUGUAGAGUUCAGCUAUCUCAUGGAAGGCAACCUCGACUACAUUCAUGAUAAGCGGAGCAAGUACAUCACCAUCACGCCAUUUGCAGUGGAGCUUGAUCUCGCAUGGGGAUUCUGGUGUGAGGUGCUGGGUCAAGGUGACCUGAUGUUGGGAUCCUUCAAGAGGGCUGAGGGAUACAUGUCCUUUAACACCCUGCCUGCGAAGAUAUCUGAUGAAUCCCAAUCCCGCCCAUCGUACUCCAGAAAGUCCUUUGUUGACCUGACUAAGGUCGUCAAGAGCCCCAUGAAGGACAAGGUGUCCUCACCGUCUGCCUCCAAGCACCCCAAGUCCCGCAGCCGGCCUGCGGAAAUAUCAAGCUCACAGGUAGCAGUGUCUUCAAACCAGAAGAUACCCAUCUGGGAUGCCAGGCACUAUUUUGAGCAGCAGGAGGCCCCUGUCUUUGACAUUGAGACAAUUGCCGCCAACUGUCCUAUUGUUGAGAAGGAGCCAGCGCACCAUUCUGUUGUGGCUGUGCUGCACACUGUGUCCACCUAUGGUCGUGCAGGUGAGCCUACCAAUCUGUCACUCAAUGUUGUUGGUGUUGUCAUCUUGGUUGGGAAUGAGGCUAGGGGUAACUGA
Rhodofomes roseus is the source of this 1848-nucleotide messenger RNA. RefSeq lists its product as uncharacterized. The coding region runs from base 1 to 1848 and encodes 615 amino acids. The record is from RefSeq and is a predicted model, not a curated record. The transcript has 21 exons. NCBI's taxonomy places the organism in Eukaryota, Fungi, Basidiomycota, Agaricomycetes, Polyporales, Fomitopsidaceae.